ACCAUCAGCUAUUUGUCUCUAUAUAGUCGAGCUAUUCGUUCAACGUUGGACGAUGAAUCAACAGCACGACAUACAGCUCUCCUUCAACAGCUUUGCGAAAAGUCAAAAGGUGUCAUCAGAGAACUGGAUGGAUCCAACGAUUUGACGUUCCUUCGUCUUCGUACUAAGAAGAAUGAGAUUAUGAUUGCUCCUGACAAGGACUACUUACUAGCUGUUAUUGAAAACUUGUCCUCAUGA
Messenger RNA from Haemonchus placei, 237 nucleotides. NCBI's taxonomy places the organism in Eukaryota, Metazoa, Nematoda, Chromadorea, Rhabditida, Trichostrongylidae. The record is from the annotation of a GenBank genome assembly.